Phyllostomus hastatus (greater spear-nosed bat) is the source of this 524-nucleotide messenger RNA. It is a transcript of the gene MPC1L, whose product is annotated as mitochondrial pyruvate carrier 1 like. Lineage: Eukaryota; Metazoa; Chordata; Mammalia; Chiroptera; Phyllostomidae. Gene Ontology annotation, biological process: pyruvate import into mitochondria. Gene Ontology annotation, cellular component: mitochondrial inner membrane. The coding region runs from base 1 to 432 and encodes 143 amino acids. The transcript has a single exon. The record is from RefSeq and is a predicted model, not a curated record.
AUGGCGGCGAUAGCGGCACUGUGGCGGAAGGCAACGGACUAUGUGAAGACCAAGGAGUUCCGGGAUUAUGUGACUAGUACACACUUUUGGGGUCCGGUGGCCAACUGGGGCCUACCAAUAGCUGCCUUUCGGGAUAUGAAGGUGUCUCCGGACAUCAUCAGUGGCCGCAUGACAACAGCGCUCAUCCUCUACUCGAUGGCUUUCAUGCGCUUUGCUUACCGCGUAAAGCCUCGAAACUUGCUGCUGAUGGCCUGUCAUGGCACCAACGUGGUGGCGCAGAGCAUGCAGGCGAGUCGCUACAUGGUCUACCAUUACGGCGGCGGCGCUGAGAAGACCACUGCUGUUGCCACCGUCGUGGCUUCCACCGCCACCACCACUCCAACCGCUACUGAAGACACCCCUUUCACCACCGACGACACAGCCUGUGACUAGGUGGCCACAAGCCCCAAUCUGCAGUCCCCGAAAUGAGAUUAAUGACUGAGAUGACCCUAUCGAACUUUUGCAGCUUGCAAGCACUGAACUGU